Messenger RNA from Vitis riparia (riverbank grape), 1049 nucleotides. RefSeq lists its product as uncharacterized. The transcript has 2 exons. NCBI's taxonomy places the organism in Eukaryota, Viridiplantae, Streptophyta, Magnoliopsida, Vitales, Vitaceae. The coding region runs from base 38 to 1009 and encodes 323 amino acids. The record is from RefSeq and is a predicted model, not a curated record.
UCCCUCACCCACUUUCCAACACAAUCAUCCAUGAAACAUGGAGGUCAAAAAUCCCGAGGAUCUGGUUUUCUCGUCUACAGAAACUGACACCCACUUCAUCCUCACUUCCAAUCUCGAAGGAUAUGAGGUGCAGAAGAUCGGGACGCUGAUAAAGGAAGAUACGAUUCAGAUUGCAGACGGUGGGGAGAAGGCAGUCAGGCGUUGGAUGAAGGUAUCAGUGGUGGUCGAGCCCGAAACUGGGGUUAAGAAACUCAGAAAGCAUUUUUGGAUUCCAGAUGGGGUUGUUUCGAAUAAAAUCAAGACCAAGUUCAAUGAAGAAGAAUCGGUUUUGAGUAUUCUCAUGCCUAAAUCAGUUAGAGGAGUUAGUGGGGUUGGGGUUGAGGAAGUGAAAGAAGAGGAGAUUGGUAGAUGGGGGAAUAGAAGGACUGGGCCUGUAGCCGACAAGGUUCCUGAAACAGAGAAUCCUAGAAAGAAUGAGCAGGAGAUGGAACAAGGGAAGAAAGAUGUGCCCCAACAUGAAUCAGAAGAAGUAAAAGAAGCUUCUGGGGCAACAAUUAAACAUCCGGAGGAAGAGCCUGCCCAUCAGUUGAAUAAAAGAGAGCUGGCAUCAACCCAAGAAACUCCAGCCAAAGAAGAUGCUGACUUGGAAGCAAAAGGCAGAGCAGCAGAGGAGUGUGAACAGGGUCCAGAAGCAGCUGAAUCAACAAAAGUUGAAGCAGAUCAAGUAACUCAACGAGCUCAGUUUGAAGAAUACAAUGCCCAGGCGCAGCUCAAACCUGAACAAGAAUAUGAUCAAACAGAAUACCUGAAGCCUGAUCAUCCUGAAGAAGUUCAACGAAUGGGAAAUGAAGUUCAAGCAGAAAUUGACCAAGUAAUCCCUCCUGCAGAAAAUGUUGACAACAGUAAGGGUUCAUUGGCUCCUCCCAAAAAGUCUAAGCUAUGUGGUCCAUGUAUGUUUGCAGGGUCUGCCAUCCUUGUAUCAAUUGUAGUGUUUGCCAUUCACAUUUAGUCGACCUAAAAGAAGAUGAAUGAUUUCAACUUUAUUUGGA